AUGACAACGACACGACUACGUCAUCAUCAUCAUCAUCAUUUCUGGUCGUUGUUCGUCACCAGUCUCAUUUGCCUGCUAAUAUCGAAUGUUGAUGCUCGUCGAAAUCAACGACAACAACAGCCCAGGAUUGUGGGCGGUACCAAUGCCAAGCCCGAUGAAUUUCCCUACUUUGUGCAAAUGGGCAAAUGCGGUGGCGUCCUGAUUGCACCCGGCAUUGUGCUAUCCGCCGCCCAUUGCAUGGAAAUUUUUCGGAUUGGCGUCUACGUGACGCUGAAUCCCCACGGCGUCAAGGAUCUGUCCUCGAAACGCUUGAAGAUUGUGGACCGAUAUUUUCAUCCCUGGUAUUGGGACGAAUGGGCGAGUUAUGAUUUUAUAUUGUUGCGAUUGGAGGAACCCCUUUAUUACAAUGAUGAUUCCUUAUUCUUAUCGACUGAAACCACCACCACCACAACCACCACCACCACAAUCACGAAAAAUUCCAAUACCAACACUGACAUUGAUUUCUCGGUCAAUCUGGACGAUGCCUUUCCACCUGACAAUGUUACAUUAACGACCAUUGGGUUUGGUACCCUGAAAUCGGGCAGCAAUCGAUUUCCGGACAUUUUGCAAAAGGUGGACUUGACCAGCAUGAAUUUGGACGAUUGCAAUGCGACCUUGGAAGGUGAAUUGUUGGACGAUUCGUUUUUGUGUGCGGGGACCUAUGAGGGUGGAAGAGAUUCUUGUCAAGGCGACUCGGGUGGUCCAUUGCUUUAUGUACGAGGCAAUGUCCAUAUUUUGGUAGCCUUGGUAUCUUGGGGAGAAGGAUGUGGUGAUGCUGGCAUUCCAGGAGCCUAUGCUCGUGUCAGCAAAGCCAUGCCUUGGAUUGAAAAGGUAGUCUGCGAUUGCUGGAAUGUCCAAGGAGCACCCUUUUGUUCGCAAUCAAUUGUAGCCGCCGACCAGCGACAAUCAUUGAACAAUAACAGCAACAACAGCAACAGCAACAACAGCAACAGCAACAGCAGCAACAACAAGAAGAAUGAGACGACGACGCUACCACCAAAAGAAGGAGGAGGAGGAGAAGCAGAAGAAUUUGAGUGUCCACUCUACAUUGAUCCCAAUUGUCAAGACACUCCUGGCUAUGUCGAUUAUGUGGGAGACGUUUGCGCCUGGCACGAAGUCGAAGAGAAUCCAGGAUGCAUCUGGUAUGGAGAAUCUCCCGGUGGACCUGGAUUUGAAGAUUCCAAUGCCCAAGGCGAAUGUUGUUGGUGUGGUGGAGGCAGUAUUAUUGUUGACAAACCAAAAUCACCUCCAAUCAAAUUUGAACGACAUCCGGAAUGCAUUGACCUAAAAGAUUGGAACGAUCUAUAUGGCGACGAUUGUGCUUGGUUCGAAGCCAAUACGGACGAGGGGACUUGCAGUGGGUGGGGAACCAUUCGAGGAGGCGCUGGAAUGCGGGACAUUACACCUGACGAGGCAUGUUGUCAUUGUGGAGGAGGUAUCUUUCCCACGCCCGCUCCUACCUCACCCGCGCCAACGAUCUAUGUCGCACCAACGGAAUCCAUAGCACCAACGCAGACGCCAGUACCAUCCUUGGAAGUUGUCUAUGUCGAAAAUCCAACACAACAGCCGACGACUGCGACGUCACCACCAGCAAAAGACUCUCAAGCACCAGAACUGAAGGAUGAUGGAUUGAGUGACUCGUCAUCAGCGACUAGUAGUAGUAUGAGGAGGAGGAGGAUGAUGAUGGUAGUAUCGUCCACCAUGAGCAUGAUGAUGAUGAUACCAAUGGUGAUAAUAGCUAUAAUAAUAUAG
Cylindrotheca closterium is the source of this 1791-nucleotide messenger RNA. The record is from the annotation of a GenBank genome assembly. Lineage: Eukaryota; Bacillariophyta; Bacillariophyceae; Bacillariales; Bacillariaceae.